This is a messenger RNA of Cuscuta campestris, 1189 nucleotides long. The record is from the annotation of a GenBank genome assembly. Lineage: Eukaryota; Viridiplantae; Streptophyta; Magnoliopsida; Solanales; Convolvulaceae.
UUGUUUGUUAUUUUCAUAAAAAUUGGGAUUGUUUAAGCGCAAUAAACAACUCUUGAUUUAAUGAAAAUAUGUAAUGUUCUUUUAUGUGAAUAGAUUACAAUUCUUAUGCUUGAGUAGUUCAAGGAGACCUGCAAAAUAUUUUCAUCAUUAGACGUUAAAGUUUAUUAAAGUGUAUCAAAUGUUCUUCAUGAAUACUUUGUGCAUGGGAGUUAGAAUGAAAGAAAGAUUCGCUCUUUUAUAAACUUUUUCAUCUUUUGGAAUCAUUGUUUGAGCGCUUGAGGUGAGUGGGGGUUCAAAGUAACCAAAAGGCCUUUGAAUCUUUGACUCCGGACCUUAUAGAGAGUUGACGAUCCUCUAUAUGUGGUCAAGGAUAUGAAUCAACUCGAGCCUUUGAAUUAUUUUCUAUUCUUAAGUGCGAAGUUCAAUCACACCACUCUCUCCCAGGAGGACACAAAGACAAUUCAUGCGAUGGUUCACAACGCCAAUCUCAAUUGUUGUAAAUUUGUGAUGACUCACAAGUUCACCGCCACCUCCGACGAUCGGCCGCUCCCCUACACCCUCCUCGUCAUGGCGAUUCUUGAAGAGUAUAACAUCAAAACCGAUGUUGGGCCAAAGAUAAAGGGAACAAAGCAUUGGGAGAUUGAUGAAUCCUCUUUCCACUCGGGCACUGACGAGACUCCGUUUCGACAGCCUCGUCCACGCCGCCAACCGAGAGCCACUGCCUCAACCGCCACCACUUCGACCAAUCCUUCUCUCGCCGAGCAAAUGGCAGCCUUGACCGCCACUCUCUCUCGGAUUGACACCAACGUCUCCAAAACGGCGCACAACGUCAAUACCUUGAGCCGUGAAUUUCACGGAUAUUUUGACUUUGUCAAUUACCCAUUGGUUGGGUCAUUCAUGAACUGGGUCAUGCUUGGUGGGAACGUGACCCUCGGUCCAGCAGAAGGGACAGGGAUCGUGAAUGGGCUGACCACACUGGGUGUUGGGAUUGAACUCAGACCCAACGGCAACACGGGAGCAGAAACAGCCGGUUGUGAUGCAACCAUGGGGAUGCUGACCCCCUCAGUGGUGGCUUGCACCUUAACGGCUUGAAGACACUUUGAGUGGUCUUUUUGUGGGUAGGUUUGUGUUUAGAUGAAAAGAAACCUUAACGGCCCCACGGGUGGCGCCAUAAAUGAUGGUGUAAAUU